Molecule: messenger RNA, 2037 nt
Organism: Symbiodinium necroappetens
Lineage: Eukaryota; Dinophyceae; Suessiales; Symbiodiniaceae
Source: the annotation of a GenBank genome assembly
GUGUUUGAUUUGUCCCAGCACAGUCCUGCAUACUUUCGCACUGAACGCCGGGAUGGAACAAUGAUGGCUCUGAAGACCAACACCAAGCUCUACAGCACGCGUGGCGAAGGCACCGCGGGUGGAUUUGAGCGGCAUGCCGCCAACCUCCAUCUCACAUUUGGAGGAGCGCUGCAGCCGGCGGCCAAGGGCCCCAGGAUGUAUGAUGUCGAGAGCGACAGGCAUCCCUGCGAGCUCGUUACCAAGUACUGUAGCGAAGCUCACUGGGAGUCUUUCGGGGACCGCUUGGUUAGCUGGCUCGAAGACCAGAAGAUCGAGAUGGCAGAUGCCCUCCAGCUGGCUGAGUUUCGGUUCCCGACGAAGGAGGGAUCCUUCGACGUGCCACUUUUCGCAUUCGAGUUUGGCCGUCCUGUGGACGGUUAUCCUCCCAAGGUUCAGCUGGAGCGAUGGUCUUCAAGCUUGUUCCAUAACUUCGAACGAAUGAGGGAACCUUUGGAAAUACAUCCUCUAUGCGAGCUCGACGAUCCUCUCUUUGGUGGCAGUGUCGGUUUGACCAAGGGCUUUACGAGGGCAUCCAUCCUGGCCUUCGGUGUGGUACAAACCUUGAUGGUCGAGGACCUGUCCACCUUUUCGGACGAUGAGAAAGAGCACUUCAACAAGUCUUUCGGCUAUGCCUUGGUCUUCGGGACGUGCGCCGAGGUGCAAACUCUGAUGGCCACCUUCACGGUGGAGCUGAUGAAAAACAGCCGGUGGCUCCUCGGAGCCUGUGGCCGCAGCACGCAGCCUUGGUGGAAGAGUGUGGAGACGAUGACGCCCGCAAAACAGGUGCUGUUUAUGAAGCGUGUUCUCUUCGGCUUCCAGGUGAGACGCAAGCAAGUGAAGCACAUCGCGACCGCUCGGCUCGGUGUUGAGCAAUGGGAGCAGCUGGUGGAGUCAAGCUGCCUCCUCCAGCACGUCUUAGAGGAAAUGCAUGCAGCCACCCAUGAUGAUGGCACUCCCAUUUUCCCCCCGGCUAGCAUCGAAAAGGCGGAACGACGCAGUGUGGAGGGGGACUACGCGCCCAAGUUCCAGAACUUGGUCACGGCAAAGGUGGACAUCGUCAUGGCCGAUCUCACGAUUUGGAAGGACCACCUGCCAAGCACUGUUGCGUCUGCAAGUGGCGCGGCAAUGCAGGGACAAGCCUUGGUCGAGGCUCUGGACUUGCAGAGCAUCGAAAAAUCCUUCGAAGCCGACUGCUUGAAAGUUGCCACAGACAUGGCGGAGUAUGCGCAGUACGUGACCCAGUGUGGGUCAUCCGAUCGGCAGGCUGCUGUGGCGAAGGUGCUGAAGCUCAAGGCGGAGCAGCGCCGAGGCUCACAGGCUGUCGUGGACUGGAUGCUCCGGAACUGCAAGUUCAUGGCCGGCGACUACACAGAGCACCACCUGGACAUCGUCGAGGCCUGCCUUUUCGUGAUCGGGCCCACCAUCGCCAGCUCCAAGGUCGUUGCGGGCAAGCGAGGAGAGAUCAGACGCAUCGAAGACAAACUCGACGCCAAGGGCUUCUCGUCGGCCCUCGUCUCCCUCCGUAUGGCCUCCGAAACCCACGGCAAUCGCCGAUUGCCCUUGGUGUUCCCAGCUUGGAUGGCAAUUCCUGAUGGUGUGACGAACAGCAUCUUCCAGGACUACAAGGUGCCAAGAGCCAAGAACGCAGCCCCGGCCACGGCGGAGAACGAAAGGAGCUUUUCGGAAGCCCAAUCCGCGGCGCAGAUCUUGGGUGGGUUGUCCAUGCCCACGGAAGUGUUGGAUAGCAUCCUCCAGGAUGUUAAGAUCGACAAGAAGUUUCCCGUGGCUGUGCUGAACCUGACUCCGUAUGAUGCAUGCCUCGAGCGGGCAUGUGUGAACAGCGGAUCCAUCUUCAGGACCAUCAGGAUUGUCAGCUACAGUGCGAGCCCCGAAUCCGUGGAAGUACUGUUCGCACAGAGGCUCAUGGCACAGAAGCUGCUCGAGGUCAGCUGCAUAACUUCAGAUCAAGUUUCUAUGUUACUGUUGUGCGGCCUCUGA